CGUGUUGCGCAUGAGAUGUUUUCGGUGUGCGCCCCACCCUUGGACAAGCUGUUGUUAUUCACAAUCACAGUUUACCUCGUCCGCUUUGUGUUUUUGCACUCGUCUGCCCUGUCUCCACCGCAGAGGCUGACAGCUGAUGAUGAGCCUCAGGGGGAUAUUUAAAGCUCUGGGAAAGCGGAAGCCUGGUCUGCUGUGUUAUCAGCUGAGGGCUGCUAGCUAGCACAGCGCCGAAUAGCAUAUCACUAGCUAGCUAGCGAGUGGCACUUUGUUCAGCGCUGUUACUUCACACAUAACAGCUAAAAAUGAAACGAGAAGGAAACACGAGGUUGUUAGGGCGGUAAUGCCUGCAGCAGUGAAACGUCUCUAAAGAAGAAGACUGGAAGCCAACCACUCCCAACCUGUGGAGAGCAGAGUUUGUGCUUCCUGCUCCUGAAGUCAACCUUCAGCCCCUGACCCUUUCCAUCCUCACCUUCACUGUAACCAUGACGACAGGCGGGUGUUGCCACCUGCCUGGCUCUCUGUGUGACUGCGCAAGCAGCGCUGGCCUGUGGAAGAGCGCGGAGGAAGCGGGUGGUGAAGGGUGCCAGGCGCUCUACGUCACCCAGGUCACGUCCAUGGAUGGACGGUUGCUCUCCUCUGUGCUCAAACCUAUGAGCGCGCAAAGUGAUGGUCCCAUCUGCCGUAUUUGCCACGAAGGCGGCAGCAGCGAGGGCCUCCUGUCUCCGUGCAACUGCACAGGCACCCUGGGCACGGUGCACAGGAGCUGCUUGGAGAAGUGGCUGUCCUCCUCCAACACCAGCUACUGUGAGCUCUGCCACACAGAGUUCAGCAUCGAGCGCCGGCCGAGGCCUCUCACAGAGGUAACAAAGUGGCUGCACGACCCCGGCCCUCGUAAUGAGAAGAGGACGCUGUUCUGUGACAUGGUGUGCUUUCUGUUCAUCACGCCCCUAGCAGCCAUUUCGGGCUGGCUGUGCCUGAGGGGCGCUCAGGACCAUCUUCAACUGGGGAGCUGGCUGCAGGCCGUGGGCCUCAUCGCCCUCACCAUCGCCCUCUUCACCAUCUAUGUUCUGUGGACCCUGGUAUCUUUCCGCUACCACUGUCAGCUGUACUCUGAGUGGAGAAGAACAAAUCAGAAAGUACGUCUGCUCAUUCCUGAAGCCAAGGAGUCUAACUCUUCCCAGCAUUCCUUGCUCUCUACCAAACUGAUGAAGAAGUCCGCCAAUGAGAGUAUAGUAUGAGACCAAAUGGAGAUGCUUGGUGAUAAUGGUGUCUUUUAUGUGCGAGGGGCUGAAUGUCCCCUGCCAACCAAGCCUUUAAAGAAGCACUUGUGGGCUUUUUUUGUUGUUGUUGCUUUUCACACAAAAGAAAUGUAUUUGCCCCAUCAGUACUUAAGUCACAUUACUUUUUAAAAAGAAAUCUGCCCUCCUGUGGGUGCAGAAAUAUGUUUAAAUGGAGUCUGGGUGACCAAGCUUAUGCAAAGGCGCUGAGGAACGCAACAGCACAUGGAGAUGUGCAGAGGCAUUUGCAGACCCAUUGGGACAUCAUCAUGGAUAUAACCUUAAAUAACAGUGACAGCUGAAUAAGACAUGACCAAACUAACUUGUUUAGUGGACUGUGAAAUGUUUUAAAUGUUGUUCGGCUUGGUUUCAACAAACCCAUCGAUGGUCCACAGAUGACUGCGGAGUGUAGCAGCUCCGUUCAAUGUUGUGCUGCAAUGAUGAAAGUGUGUAAACUGCUAUAUACAUGUCAUAUCUGGGCAUGCCCUUACCUACAUAGGCCUUGCAUUCUCUGCAAAACGUUGCCCAUUGGGGAGAGCUCUUUCGAUUGUGUGAUGCCAUAUUAAUCUGGAAAAAAAAAACAUAGCUCUUUGAUUUAUUCACAAUUCAGAUGCCAGUAUGUUGUCUGAGAUGAAACUUUAGUUUUGGCACAAGCCUAUUGGACUUCUUUCAAGGUUUUCUUUUUAAUCCUUCCUCUGUUUUUACAUCUCAUACAACAUUGGGUGGCGGCACAGAAUUAGUAAAACCCAGAGAUUGUGCAAUAAAACACUGUGGACAUCGAGGUCUUCACAGUACACGAAGAGACCUUUCCCAACAUGCACAGUUAUGCAUGCAAGCACUGUUAAUCAUUUGGGGGGAGAAUUUUUUAAUUUUUUUUUAUUUUGUUAGUGUGUUGUAAAAUUCCUUUUGUGGUUUAAAAAAACUGAAUAAUGAAAAGAUUUACUAUUGCUACUGAAGUAGGGUUUAACCGUGUCCUCAUAGAGGUUCUUGUAUUAUCAGCACUAAGCAAGUAGGUCUUGUAUAGAUCGAUGCAAAACCUCAUCAGAAUGGCUCUUAGGGGAACAUUUCCACAAGUGGUGUUGGUUGGCUAAUGCAGUGUACUAAAGCAUCAUUUGACUUUGUCUGUUAAAGUAAAGCUUUAGUGCGUAACUUUUUGAUAUUAACGAUCGUCCGUUCCAUUCAAGCCAUUGCCAAAUGAGUUGCUACAAAGCUAAUUAGGACUAUCGGCGCCACACAAAUCUCUCUGUAUUUCUCAGUAGGACUAUGUUCAGAAGAUUGGGGCGUCCGGUGACUUUCCCGCGCAGAAUCUCAAGUGAAGAUAAUUACCGCUUCUGAAGAG
Perca fluviatilis (European perch) is the source of this 2616-nucleotide messenger RNA. It is a transcript of the gene march2, whose product is annotated as membrane-associated ring finger (C3HC4) 2. The transcript is spliced from 5 exons. The record is from RefSeq and is a predicted model, not a curated record. The coding region runs from base 483 to 1238 and encodes 251 amino acids. Gene Ontology annotation, molecular function: ubiquitin-protein transferase activity; zinc ion binding. Gene Ontology annotation, biological process: protein ubiquitination. Lineage: Eukaryota; Metazoa; Chordata; Actinopteri; Perciformes; Percidae.